Trypanosoma cruzi is the source of this 270-nucleotide messenger RNA. RefSeq lists its product as uncharacterized. NCBI's taxonomy places the organism in Eukaryota, Euglenozoa, Kinetoplastea, Trypanosomatida, Trypanosomatidae. The coding region runs from base 1 to 270 and encodes 89 amino acids. The record is from RefSeq and is a predicted model, not a curated record. The transcript has a single exon.
AUGAUAACACAAAACACCACCACAAGAAAAAGAAAGGGAGGAGGAGGAGGAGGAGGAGGGGAAAAUAUGUCGUCAGAAGUAGUGGAGGAAAGUUGGCUGGUUUAUUUUAUAGAACAAGGAUGGCUCCCUUUUUUUAUUAUGGGAGUGGUUAUACUUGGUCUCAGGAUGUACAAUGUACGCCAGCGUGAGGAGCAGCGGCAGUUACUUCGAGAAGGUCUUCUUUCGGAAUUGAAUUAUCAAAAAAUAUUAAGCAAACGUCACCGGGAGUGA